This is a messenger RNA of Echinops telfairi (small Madagascar hedgehog), 7482 nucleotides long. It is a transcript of the gene TRIM67, whose product is annotated as tripartite motif containing 67. Gene Ontology annotation, molecular function: zinc ion binding; protein binding. The coding region runs from base 1 to 1683 and encodes 560 amino acids. The record is from RefSeq and is a predicted model, not a curated record. The transcript is spliced from 11 exons. NCBI's taxonomy places the organism in Eukaryota, Metazoa, Chordata, Mammalia, Afrosoricida, Tenrecidae.
AUGGCCAAACGCACCAAGAAGCAGUGCGACGUGCUCUACUGCGCCGCGUGCCAGCUCAAGUGCCACCCGUCCCGGGGACCCUUUGCUAAGCACCGCCUGGUGCAACCGCCGCCGCCGGCGCCUGCCGAGACAGCCGCGGGGCCGCCCGGCGCGGCCCAGGGCGCCCCCAGCGGAGGCGGUGGCUGCAAGAGCCCUGGAGGCGCUGGGGCAUCCGGGGGCAGCGCGACCCGCAAGUUUCCCACGUGCCCGGAGCACGAAAUGGAGAACUACAGCAUGUACUGCGUGAGCUGCCGCACCCCCGUGUGUUACCAGUGCCUGGAGGAAGGUCGCCACAGCAAGCACGAAGUGAAGCCCCUGGGAGCCAUGUGGAAGCAGCACAAGUCACAACUAUCUCAGGCCUUGAAUGGAGUUUCUGACAAGGCAAAAGAAGCGAAGGAGUUUCUGGUUCAGCUCAAGAACAUACUGCAGCAGAUCCAGGAAAAUGGACUAGACUACGAAGCUUGCCUGGUUGCUCAGUGUGAUGCCCUGGUUGAUGCCUUAACUCGGCAGAAAGCUAAAUUACUCACCAAGGUUACUAAAGAGAGAGAGCACAAGUUGAAGAUGGUUUGGGAUCAGAUCAAUCACUGUACAUUGAAGCUUCGCCAAUCGACAGGGCUGAUGGAGUACUGCCUGGAAGUGAUCAAGGAGAAUGACCCUUCGGGGUUUCUACAGAUCUCUGAUGCCCUGAUCAAGCGUGUCCAGGUGUCUCAGGAACAGUGGGUGAAAGGCGCCCUGGAGCCCAAGGUGUCUGCGGAAUUCGAUCUGACUUUGGACAGUGAGCCUCUGCUACAGGCCAUCCACCAGCUGGACUUCAUCCAGAUGAAAUUGCCACCGGUCCCGCUGCUGCAGUUGGAGAAGUGCUGCACCCGUAACAACAGUGUCACCCUGGCUUGGAGGAUGCCUCCCUUCACCCACAGCCCUGUGGAUGGCUACAUCCUGGAGCUGGACGACGGAGACGGUGGGCAGUUCCGGGAAGUGUAUGUUGGCAAGGAGACCCUGUGCACCAUCGACGGCCUUCAUUUCAACAGCACCUACAAUGCCAGGGUCAAGGCCUUCAACUCCUCAGGUGUCGGGCCUUACAGUAAAACUGUUGUUCUGCAGACAUCUGAUGUGGCCUGGUUCACAUUUGACCCCAACUCUGGCCACCGAGACAUCAUUUUGUCCAAUGACAACCAGACAGCCACCUGUAGCAGCUAUGAUGACCGGGUAGUGCUAGGCACGGCUGCCUUCUCCAAGGGUGUGCAUUACUGGGAGCUACAUGUAGACCGGUAUGACAAUCACCCUGACCCUGCCUUUGGGGUUGCCAGGGUCAACGUGGUCAAAGACAUGAUGCUGGGCAAGGAUGAUAAGGCCUGGGCCAUGUAUGUGGACAACAACCGCAGCUGGUUCAUGCAUUGCAACUCUCACACCAACAGGACAGAAGGUGGGGUGUGUAAAGGGGCCACGGUUGGUGUGCUACUGGACCUGAACAAGCAUACCCUGACCUUCUUUAUUAAUGGACAACAGCAGGGCCCCACAGCUUUCAGUCAUGUGGAUGGGGUCUUCAUGCCAGCUCUCAGCCUCAACCGCAAUGUUCAGGUCACCCUGCACACAGGAUUGGAUGUACCCACAAACCUUGGCCGGCCCAAAAUGUCAAGCAAUUAACUCCCAGAUCUGGUGCUCCACCUGCAGCUCCAGCCUGCGGCACUCCUGGGAGAAGAGCACCCGACAUCCUAAAUACAUGCAAAUAACCCACAGGGCAAACUGACCAGCCACUGCAUAUCUUCCAAGCACAUUGUCUUUGGUGGACAGAGAAUGGGUUUACAGGCCAUGUUUACUCAUUCUCCUGUCAGCUGUAAUGUAGGCGUUUCGUAUUCAUACCACCUCGAUGUUACAAACACUGAUGAAGAAGGACCUUUCUCAAGGGAGUGAGGAGGCAGCCAUCCUGGGUCUUAUGCUUUUGUUUCUGGCUCCCUGUCAUUAACUUUUCUUUGGGGGCAGGAUGGGAGAGGAUGGAGGGCAACCUUUGGGACUGCAUUACUAGAGCAGAGGCAGGAAACAGCAGGUCCUUUCUUUCCCCAGUCUGAGCUCUUUGCUGGAAAGCCACUCCUUGAGAGGCCACAGCUGCAAGUUCUCAUCUUUGCUAGAACAAGUUCCCUUUAGAUUUGGGUCCUGCAGUCUUUCAGGAAGAGCUGUUCCUGCAGACCUAAUUCAGGACUGAGAGAAAAGACUGGUUUUUGCCACUCCUUGAACUGUUGGGAACCCUUUAAAAUUGCUUCCGUAGGUCCUUUAUUAACCACACACACCACCAGUCUGCUAAAAGUCAUUCACUCACUUCCUAGUCUCAAACACAAAUGAAAGCCCCACGAUUUUAAUGAUUGUGGGAUAGUCUUCACUUAGUCGUUUCUCCCCUAUCUGGACCUGACUCCCCCAAAGCUAACUGAAAAUGUAUUGAGUUGCUCUUUUCAGCAGCGCUGCUCUCAGAUUUGUAAUAAGCGUGUAGGAUGAAGACCCUGGGGAAACCUUUUAGAGACACCCCACCUUGGCUUUGAGACCAGUCCUGUCAUCAUGAAAGCAAGGAGUAGCCCCGGGGCAGGUGUGUUCUGCAGGCAUGGGGAAGCAUAGGCCCUCUGAAGAAGGCAAGAAAUAAGAUGGGCAGUAUUAUUAAUUUCUCAAUAAUCUAGAAUGAUCAUGAGUGAGAGGUCCCUGGGCCAGAGUGCUCAGAGAAAGAUCCUGGGUCACAAGGUCACAUGUGGCCAGGGCUAUAUGAGAAGGAUGACUUAGGCAGUAGUGCUGGGGUUCUACCUGUGUCUAUCAGACCCAUAAGUCUAGUCUUUGCUUGUAAAUUUGAAUUUUGUUGGACGGUUUUCUCUAUUCUAAGUAGGACUUUCUACUGUGGCCCUAGUCGGAACCGUGAAAAAUAGCAGCCGAGCACCAUCUAGUUCUUCUAGUCUCAGGCUAGAAGAGGUUCGUAGGGGUCAAGCAUUUUAUUUUUGAAGCUGAGGAGUAAUUUGUCUGUUUACUGGCUCUAGUAUUUCCUUUUUAUACAAUUUUUCAGUGAUUCAUAAACCAAAAGCCAACUGUGUUUGCUAGGUUCUGUAUCCUUGUUUAGAUACUGUACUUCCUUUCUGAGUAACCACCGGCCAAUGCUGUGCAUAUUUUACCCAGUUAUCCAGAGGACCCAACAAUCCUACCUCAAAGCUCAUGCUCUUUGAUCGCAAAGCUGACUGGACCAGCUUUUCCCAGAGAUAGGAUAAGCAAGACCAGCUGCCCAGUAGCUUCAGGAGCUGCCUGGAACCAUGUUUAAGUCAUCGUGGCAAGGUCUUGAAAUCAUCUGCUCAAUGGAAGCCAAAACCUUACCUCUUCAUUCUUGUCCCAUUGAGUAGAUUCUUGGGUGCACAAGAGAGUCCUUCCUUCUAUCCUAAAGUGUCCCACCCUCUAGCCAGAGAGGCCAAAGAGCAGGCUGCUGCUGGCCUGUUCUGUGCGGCUGUGUCUCUCUGCUUCUAUUUCCCUUUGGCUUUGCUCAUUAGCCAGAGCUCAAUUGUUUGGCAUGUGGAAAAGAUUUCUAAAGACUGGAGGAAACAUAAAGAGGCGGAGAAAGCCAUGACCAGCAGGUUCUGAAACCAUCCAUUUGGGAAAAUGUUUCAUAAUCUUUUGGAAAAGACGUGGCCCGCUCUUGGGAAUUGACAACAAGACUGAGAGUCUGAGCCACCGGGCUAGCAGCAGAGGUAGCUCUCUAUAGUGGAGGCCAAAGGGAAAGAUAGUGGAGCUUCAGCAUCAUCAAGGCCAGGAUCAUAAGCCACCCUGGCCCCAAGGAAGAUCACUUAUCUUUGGAGAGCAUGGUGACUUUGGACUGUCCUGGACUUUUUCACCGCUUCCCAAGAGUCAGCAUCUGAGUUGGGGAGAUGUGGAACAUAGAGAAAGGAAACCCCACAAUUUCAGGUGACCUCUUUGAGAAGAGAAUGACCUGCUGACACUGCUUUCUACUUUACAGGAAUGUCCAGAAGCCCUGUGAGCAUUGGGAGCAGGGGGAAAUUUUGCCUUUUUUUACCCUUACAAGAGCCCAGAAGCAAUACUGCUGACACCAGGAAUGAUCUCAAGCUAUCCUGAAGCCACCUCUUCCUGUCCUCAGCACAAAAUACCUUUCAGGGACAAGAUCAGACCCAAAAGGGAAGGACAGGUAUAUCUGAAGGCUCAGAGAAACAAAGAAAAAGCCUACCAACUUCCUGUGGCCUUACAUACACAGCCUUUCUAGCGAGCUCCUGGGAGCCGGGUCACGGGAUUCUCGCCUGCCACUGAGUUCUCUGCUACUUGACAACAUGAUAACAUUGUUAUCCAUAAAAAUUGUAUCAAGAAGCUUUUGUUGAGUGGGUUGAAGAAUAACUUUGGACAAAUUUGCCUAGCAGUUUUGGUAAGAAAGCAAGUUCAAGUAGUUUAAAACAUCACGUUCCAUUGCAUUGUAAAUAAUGCCUUUGUAAAGUAGUUCUACAGUUUGUUCUUUGAUAGUGAGCCAGUUUGAUCAAAGUAUAUGCCUUUCCCUUGACAUUGAAACCUCCCUAGAAAUCUCUUUUUAAAAUAUCCAAUAGCACCUCAUUGCAAGCAUCCCAGUUCCUAAUGUGAAGCAGGAGACGGCAGUCCUCAUGGCUCUGCUUUCUCUCCCUAUCUGUCAUAUUUGGUAAACUGAUGCUUGCAAUUAACGAGGGCAUCAUUAGUAAAUGACCCGCAAGGUAGUUGGCCUAAAAUUAUAAAACUGUAUAUAAUCCUAGACAGAAUCUCAGCCCCUUUACGGUUGGAACAGCACCCAUGUUUGCCACCCCCUAUGGCUCACCAAGUUCAGGAAGGGUUAUACUUUCCAGGGUGCACCUGGGGAAGACUGUGGUGCUCAUGGAAGCAGGUCUUUCUUCCUGCUCUAAGCCCUUCUUUGGCCCUCAGUGACUCUUUUAUAGCCCCAUCUGGUGGCUCCAAGCUCUCUGCCCUACCAGAGCAAACCCAAGAGGCAGAGUCAGUAUGUACCUCUCCCAUAGAUAUUUGGAUCUACACCCAUGAAUUCUAACAAAGUAAAAGGCUUUGUCCCCUGUGAAGGAACAUUCCAGAGUCAGUGAGCAAGAGGCUUCCCCAUAGAUGGGGCUGCUGCAGGUGGUGGGUCUAAAAUAAUGGGGAUGGUUAAAUCCUUCUGGGGGUUCAAUAUGUGAAUGCUGAAAAACUAUGACAGGGCCAGAGGCUUAUGCCUUGGUUUCUCGACCCACUACAGUACAUGCCAGUAGCAACCGAUAGUGUCUCUAGAUAUUGCCCAAGGACUCCUUGGAGGAAGGGCAAGGUUACCCCCAGUUGAAAACUGUUGGGUUAUUAUAAUAGCUCAGCAUGUCAAAAUACAUGCAAAGUAUGAACUUAGAGACUUCAUCAUAAUACCAAGACCAUUGUUUCCGAGAGUUCUUCUGUACCUCAGUGCUCUGUUACCUGGAGCGGGUAGGGAGCAAGGGAGUGAGCUGUAAACAGAAGUCACCCUGGCAUGCCUUACAUCUCAUGCACUGAAAAUCUCCCCCAAUUCCUAGAAGGCAAACCUUCAUUUUCCCUUGCCACUUUUCACUAGAGGAAACAGGAAUUUUUUUAAUGGGUUUGUGGGCUUCAACUGGUUUGAGAAACAAAACAACUAAUCAGAUAUGGCUAACAGAUAUGGGAGGUCUCUGCAGACCCUGAGAAAUCUCAGGCCUUUCCCUUACAAGUGAGCCAAGCCAGUAGUUAUUUUCAUCGAUCAUACUCCUUGGUGGCCCUCCUUGGAGAUAAAGGGAUCAGAGCAGCUUAGACUGUAAAUAGACUGUAAAAUAGAUCAUAGUAGGCUUGGGGCAGGAUGUACGGAUCAGACACCAAGUUCAGGUUUCAGAAACUCACCCUCAGAAACUUAUCUCUUUGAACCAAGACUUUGUAUUGGUUCACAACAUAGGUGGGGGCAAAUCCCUUAAAUCUUUCUGUGCCUCAGUAUCCCCACCUGAAAGUGGGGCCAGUCACACCAACCUACCUCCUUUGGUGUAUUGUGAGGGUUAUAGAAUAACACUUUUUGAAGGCAUCUCUAACACUUCUUAGCGCAAUCUUUCGUCUAGUAAUGGUCAGCAGCCAGUAGUUCACAUUCAGUGCAUCAGGGCGUUAUGGAGAGCUGAUCAUAGCAGCUGCCAGGAAGCCAUCGUGUGACGUGGGAUAUCUAUCUAUUUCUCAGAUGCCUAACUUUAAGCAUGAGGAUGAAAAUAGCCACUUAAAGUGAACUUUUCAGGAUCACAGAAAGCAAUGCUCCAAAUGUCCCCAUAUCCAGAGCAACCUGUUAUAAUGGUACUCUUUGUACAAAGCGCUGGCAACAUGUCACAAAUCAGCCUUCUCAUUGUUGGUCCUAAAGGCAUUUGUGUUCAGAAGCCUCCUUAAAUGCGAGAAGGGAGGUUCACCUACCUUUCUGCCUCUGUGUCUGCACUGAGUUCCGCAUCUAAAGAAUUCCUCAACCAAUAGUAUGUCUCGUUUCCAAAUGCCUCCUGCAGAGGGACUAGCUUCCCAAACCUGGUGUCUGGAAGUGAGAGGAGAUGCAACUAAGCUAGAGUUGGGAAGGUUGCUUGGUUACUUUAGAAUACUGAUAAAUUCUGGGACUUCACCUAGAGGGGUUUCCUGGUUUUUCAGAUAAAUAAAGUUGGCUUUUGUUAGAAGAAUUGGGAGUUGAGACAAAGGACUCCUUUGGAGGUGUCCCUAUUCUCUCAAGAGGCACAACUCACUGAGGAAGCAGAGUGCCUAAUCUAGUCCUGGGGAAGGGUCAAAGUAUGCUCAGGGACAAGCGAGGUGGGUACUAUCAAUCAAGCCAGGCCCUCAGGUAAGGAUAUGAAAGGAAUGUACAAACAGAUGUCAGUUUGAGGAAAGUUGUGGAAUUAGGAACAUGGGACCCCAGAGAAGGGUAGACCUUCCUCCUGUCACACCUGAUCACUGGACAUCCUGAACCUAAGACUUUCUCAACCCUAAGAGAAAGUGGGAAAAGAAAAAAAAUGUUAAAUGCAUGAUGUAGAAUUGCUGCUUUUGCACUAAACUGUUGUAUCAAGCAUGAAAGAUGUUUGUUUAAACGUUGGCAAAGGAAUUUAACAAAAAGCUUUGUGUCCUUGUUUUGGCUGUAGCAACACUGACAUCCCUCUGCCUUCCUUUACCCUUGUUUUCCUCCAUCACAGCCAUUUCCUGGCACCAGCUGUUCGUAUCUGAUGGCAGUUCUUGGUCUAGUCAAUCAAUGUUCAUCUUUCACUGGAAACACAGGGAGGAAGGAAAGCAAUUUUUUCUAAUUUUUGUAUUGGUAUCCACAAAUGUUUGUAUUUUUUGAAUUGGAAACACUGUGUUUUCUGGUAUUUGGGGGUUGGUUGAACUUUGUGUAUUACUUUUUGGAAAACCUGAGUUUUACCACAGUCUUAAGCAGAUUUGAAAUAAAUUGUUUUGACACUGCCAACAAUU